AUGGAAACUUAUUCGGAGACCUACGGCUACAUGUACAUGCUGGCAGCCCCUCCGCAGAAUGUCCCCGCCAACUGGGGGUCGUCCUCCACGUGCAGCUACGACAGCUACUCCGAGGACAACUACAAGACUGCAAGUCCCGAGUCUUUGGCAAGGAAUAAGAGUCGAGUGACGCCUGUAAUCCUGAGGAAGAGGCGCCUAGCGGCCAACGCCAGGGAAAGGCGUCGAAUGCAGAAUUUGAACCAAGCCUUUGAUCGACUAAGAACUUUUCUUCCUCAGCUGGGCCAGGACAGGCAGUUAUCCAAGUACGAGACCCUGCAAAUGGCACAGACCUACAUCACGGCGUUGUACGACCUCCUCGACCAACGUGAGCCUGUGCAGUGA
This is a messenger RNA of Anoplophora glabripennis (Asian longhorned beetle), 381 nucleotides long. RefSeq names its product protein atonal-like. Gene Ontology annotation, molecular function: protein dimerization activity. Bases 1 to 381 code for a protein of 126 amino acids. The record is from RefSeq and is a predicted model, not a curated record. The transcript has a single exon. Lineage: Eukaryota; Metazoa; Arthropoda; Insecta; Coleoptera; Cerambycidae.